AUGUGUCUGGAGCUCUCAGCGAAACGACAGAAUGAAGGAAAAUCCGAUCAAAAGGACAUUAAGGAAGAAGUUGUGACGGGAACCCAUCAGGCACUUGCGAAUAGUACGAAUCAACACAUUUUUCUGCAAACGCUCCGCGUAAAAAUGGAAAACUCUCAGAUAAAACGAUACGUGCGCGCGUUGAUAGAUACGGGAUCUCAAAAAUCGUAUAUUUUAAAGUCCACAGCUGAAUUUUUGAAGUACAGGUCCAAAAGACAGAUUAACAUUAUUCAUGGGUUGUUUGGCGGAAGUGAGUUAUCUCAGAAGCACGACUGUUAUGACGUCACAGUAAGCAACAACAGCUAUAGUUGUACUUUUGAAGCUUUGGAUCAACCCGUAAUUUGCAACGAAGUUUCUGCUGUAUUUCAUGGUGUCUGGACGGAAGAACUUCGCUUGUUAAAUAUCCAGAUAUCGGAUUCAUAUGACGAUGCCCCUAUAGAACUUUUAAUAGGUUCCGAUAUUGCAGGAAAGCUGUACACAGGAAAACGAUAUGUUCUGAAAUGCGGGCUGGUAGCCAUCGAAACACUACUAGGCUGGACCAUGAUGGGCAAGAUACCCCUGGAAAAACCUCAAAGCUUGUCUAUGAUUUCUGUUUCCCUUUUCGUUAACAAUGCCUCGAUUACUAAUCUCUGGGAACUUGAUGUUUUAGGUAUAAACGAUCCUGCUGAAAGAAUGACUCGUGAGGAAACAGCGUUGGCAGCUAAAGAAUUUUUCCUGGAAACCAUCACAAUCGACGUAGAAGGUCGGUAUGAAGUUAGACUGCCGUGGUUAGAAGGACAUCCGGCAUUACCAAGCAACUAUCAGAUGGCUAAGAAGAGAUUGGAGAAUACUGUUAAGAAAGUUAUUAAUGACGGAUAUUUCGAAGCGUAUGACCAGGUGUUUAAAGAUUGGCUGAACGAAAAUAUUAUCGAAGAAGUUUUCGAGAUACAACCUACAAAGGUGGCUCACUACUUACCACAUAGGCCGGUAAUAAAACCCAGCAGCGCGACCACAAAAAUAAGGCCUGUUUUUGACGCUUCAGCCAGAGAAAGAGACAGCCCCUCUUUGAAUCAGUGCCUCGAGAAGGGUCUGAAUUUGAUUGAAUUGAUUCCUGAUAUCUUGCUAAGAUUCAGGCGACAGAGAAUUGGUGUAGUCUCAGACAUUAGAAAAGCCUUUUUACAGAUUAGCAUACAUGAGGCUGAUAGAGACUUCCUUCGUUUUUUAUGGUCUGACAGUGAGGGUAAACAAAUAGUGUAUCGCCAUCGUCGUGUGGUGUUCGGAAUCAACAGUAGUCCGUUUCUCUUAGGGGCCACAAUAGAGUACCAUUUGUCCAAGAUGUUGAAGGAAUCUGAUUCCAAACCUUUUUCAAAGGAUACCAUCAUGAAAUUGUCAGAUGGUUUUUACGUUGAUAACUGCGUAACCAGUGUUGCAAAUGACAAAGAGUUGAGAACAUUUGUCGAAGAGGCUAGUAUCGUAAUGGCUGAAGGCAAGUUUGAUUUAAGAGGGUGGGAGCACACUCAUCAAGUCCAAGAUGGCAAUCUUGAUAUUUCCACUUCCGUGUUGGGAAUGAAAUGGAACAAAGAGAACGAUACGUUAAGCCUAAACCAAGACGAUAACACCACAGAGCAAUUCGAAAAUAAACUCGUGACUAAGAGGAUGAUGCUAUCACAAGCUCAGAGAGUAUUCGAUCCUAUUGGUUAUACUUGUCCUACAACGCUAAUACCAAAAUUGUUGCUUCAAAAGACAUGGGAAAAACAGCUUACUUGGGAUACACCGGUCGACCCUAUAAUUGAAACACAUUUUCGAAGGUGGAUGGAGGAGUUGCCGUAUUUAUCAACUAUUAGAAUCCCUAGAUGGAUACAUGCGGGCUCCGAAGAAGCAGACCAAUGGGCCUUGCAUACAUUUUGUGACGCGAGCAAGGAAGCUUUCGCUGCAGUUGUUUUCUUAAAGGGAGUGCAGAAUGGCGAGGUAUUUGUACAUAUUUUGGCAGCCAAGGCGAGAGUAGCGCCUUUAAAAACAUGGUCAAUACCUCGACUCGAGUUGAUGGCAGCUAUCAUAGCAGUUCGACUAUACACAAUGUGCAGAAAGAAUCUAAAUAGUGAACUAGAAAGUUUUUUCUGGAGUGACUCGACAACAGUACUCAGUUGGAUUAGAAGACCAGAAGAAUGGUCAACAUUUGUUUGGAAUCGGGUGAAGGAAAUUCGGACAGCAUCUUCGGACAAAAAUUGGCAUCAUGUUCCUGGUACGCUGAAUCCAGCUGACUUCCCAUCUCGAGGUUGUUCUGCGAAACAAUUGCUCGAAUCGAGAUAG
Anoplophora glabripennis (Asian longhorned beetle) is the source of this 2328-nucleotide messenger RNA. RefSeq lists its product as uncharacterized. NCBI's taxonomy places the organism in Eukaryota, Metazoa, Arthropoda, Insecta, Coleoptera, Cerambycidae. The coding region runs from base 1 to 2328 and encodes 775 amino acids. The record is from RefSeq and is a predicted model, not a curated record. The transcript has a single exon.